Photinus pyralis (common eastern firefly) is the source of this 817-nucleotide messenger RNA. RefSeq lists its product as uncharacterized. The transcript is spliced from 5 exons. The record is from RefSeq and is a predicted model, not a curated record. Lineage: Eukaryota; Metazoa; Arthropoda; Insecta; Coleoptera; Lampyridae. Bases 116 to 745 code for a protein of 209 amino acids.
CACACAACCAAUCUGUACAGAUUUAGAAGUACCUACGCCACCCGAUUCCGAGAUCACUGCUGAGUGGAACCCUGAAGCAAAUCACUUUGGGGACAACGAAUGGUCUACAAUAGAAAUGAUAAUCAGAGAUAUAGAGGACAAUGCACCAGCUCCUAUUGCAACUACAACUGCCCAUCGUUUUUCCGAUAACCAAUUGGUUCCCUCCACAGUGCAACUUGCGGAUAAAGCAGUCUUAGAAGGACAGAUGGUGCCCGACACGAAUCUUUUUGAAUUUGAUAACGGAACAAACAAAGACCCAAAUACUGACAACAUUGAAUAUUAUGUAGUAGAAGAAAAUACCAUUGAUAUAGACCAUAAUGAAUCUUUUUCCUUCACCUCACAACCACUUGAUCGACCAUGCUUGGAACAGAUUGUACCUCACUCUGAUGUCUUUAAUGAAUUUGACACUUCCACCUCUGAAGAUCAAAAUGUUUCGUUCUUUGUUAUCACAGAUCACUCCUACACACGAACUUGCAUAAGAGAUAAUAAAGAAUCCUAUCAUGUGGCACCUACAACAAAUGGUGAUUGUGUGCCAGCAUCCAGCAGGCGAUCAAUCCCCUUUGCAGUACAACCACUGUAUGAAAUGAGCUUAGAAGCGCCUAUUGAACUUGAUUCCGAGACAUUUGAAAUAUUAGACGUGGAUACUUUUCAAGAUGUGGCCAUUGAAAACGAACAAUAUGUUAAGGAAGAGAUGAAGUUUAUGUAAGCAGAUGGUUUGCCUACGAAGCUUUCAGCUUUCUGGAAGACAGGGAUUUGCCGAGAAAGAGACUUGCCACGG